GUAAUUUCGUACGUCGGCGUGGUGGUUUGGCGCCAGCAGAUUUCGCGGGGUCCCAGCAGCGGAAGGAGCCGCGGAUCAGAACCAGAACCGGGAGGCUCGAACCGUGACCGAUCACCGGGGCUUCAGAGCCACGAAACCCGGACAGAGGAGCGAGCGGCCCGCCGGAGCGGAGCGGAGAGUCCCGGAGCUUCCCACCGAGGCCUCCAGGAGGUGAGUAAUAAUGAUGGCGACUGCAGCGCCUCCCAGCAGCUCCGGCCUCCUGCCUCUGUUGGAGUCUCUGGAGGACGUCGCUGCCGGACAGUCGGAGCAGACGGACGUUUACCUGACCAUGGCCAGCCGGCUCAGUGGAGAGGAGGGCCGACAGUUUCUCCCUGCAGUUGAAAAGCACUUUCCUCGUUUAGCUAAAGCCAUCCUGGCUCACAUAGCCAGUCCCAAUGUAGAGCUGAGCCAGGCUGCCCUACAAGCUUUAGGGUUUUGUGUUUAUCAUUCUCACGUCGUCUCUGGAGCUCCAGAAGUCUUAGCGGCAGAGAUCCUUUCAGCACUUUGCUCUCUGGUGGUGAAGUCCAGCGAUAAGAACACAUGCACCAGAGCCUUAUGGGUCAUCUCCAAACAGAGCUUCCCUGCAGACGUCGUCGGCAAAAAAGUUUCGUUGAUUCUGUCAACUCUGGAGAGCAUCUGGAGCAGAGAGGAUGUCCAGUCGGUGGUGAUGGAGCAUGAAGCCCUGAAUGUGGUCAUCAGGAUGCUGGAGCAGGUCUCGGUCCAGAUGGGGGACGGGGCGGUCCAGUGGGCCAGGCUGGUGGUCCCUCUGGUGGUCCACUCGGCCUCCAAGGUCCGCCUGAGGGCAGCAGCAGCUCUGGAGCUGGGUCUACCUCUGCUGCUGGAGAAACAGAUGGAGGUGGCUGCUGUCAUCGAGCCCAUGAUGUCCUCAAAACUGAUCCCAGAACUGCAAAAACUCUUCAUGUCCAAGAAUGAGGCGAACGUCCUGAAGCUGUGGCCUCUGUUUGUCAAGCUGCUGGGGAAGCUGCUCCACAGAGGAGGACCUUUCAUCAACUCUCUGCUGCAUCUGGAGGAACUCGGCUUCCGCAGUUCUUCUCCCACCAUCAAGAAGAUCGCCUUCAUCGCCUGGAAGAGCCUCAUCGAUAACUUCGCCCUGAACCCAGACAUCCUGUGCAGCUCUAAGCGUAUGAAGCUCCUGAUGCAGCCGCUGACGUCCAUCAACGUGAGGACAGAAGCUCUGCUGCUCACCAAGGUAGAGGUCUGGUGGUACCUGGUGGUCCAGCUGGGCCAGAACCUCUCCACCAACUUCGACCAGGUUUCGGUUCCUCUCCUCCAGACCACCAUCGGGUCCGACUCGUCCUCCGUCCCCGGGACUCUGUCUCGACCCGUGGCCCAGAACGGAGCCGCUACACCUGUCGGGAACAAGACAGGCUUCAACAGUCCGGCCAACUCGUCUCGGAUGAGCCUGAACUCCAACGUCCAGGUUCCCUCCUGCUUCCCCUCCAUCCAGCUGCUGGGGCUGGAGAUGCUGCUCCACUACUUCCUGGGUCCAGAUGUUGUUGCUGCUGCAGCGAAGAACAAACUCCUGCUGAGUCUGGAACCCCUGAACCACCCGCUGCUGUCCGGAGUUUCCUCCUUCACCAAACAUGCUGCUGUUCUGAUCUCCAGCAUCACAGAUGGAUUCAGCAGCGUGGGAAAAGAUGCUCCAGAGUCUCUUCUGGCUGUUAUCUGGACUAGUCUGGUCCUGUUUGUGAACUUAACCAUAGAGUCUGGAGGCAGUAAGAAGGACCGGCAGGGCUGUGAGGUUCUCACUCUGAUGCUUCAGGCUCUGCAGAACAUCGUCGCCUCAGAAGCCCUGCCUGCAGACAGAGUCCUGGUUCUGUUUGAGGCCACGGUUAAAGGAAUCCCUCAAAGAGUCCUUGGUUCUGCCUCCUACCAAGUGGGGAAGAUGGACGUCCUGAAUGGGACUCCAGCUCUGUUCCUCAUCCAGCUGCUCUACAACAGCAGCAUGUUGGCAGCCUUCACGGAGGAUGAGAGGUUCUUCCAGAGCCUCCAGACCCUGGUGGGUUGCGGUCUGUCCGGUCCCACCUCCCCGCUAACGUUCUCCGAGGCGGUUCUGGGUGCCGUCAGUCGCAGCGCUGCGUCUCUGCAGAACAAAGAGCAGCUCCUGAGGAUGUGGAGCGUCGUGGUCGGUCCGCUCACCGACACCAUCACACAGUCUAAUGAGGUGAACCAAGGAGACGCUCUGGAACACAACUUCAGCUCCAUCCACUCCGCUCUGAUGCUUCCUGUCACUCACCUCCUGCAGGGGGCGCCGCUGCAGCAGGCCUCCCAGAAGUCCCUGCUGUCUCUGUGGUGGAAGCUCUACAAGGUGUUCGCUCGCUGCUCUGCUCUGGUGGUCACGGCUGAGGAGAACAUCUGCUGCGAGGAGCUCUGUGGACGGAUGGUGGCUGCAGUGGACCGAGAAGCUCUGAAGGUUCCUUCUACAUUAAACUCCAUCAGCAGCUUCCUCCAGGUGAUGGUUGAAUGUGUGGACUUCUCUCCGUUCACGCCUCAGUUCCAGCAGAAGCUCAAAUCUCCUCACACUCCAGUGAACUGGAUGAAGAAGAGGAGCCGAGCUCUGGGGAACCUCUCCACCUUCCAGUCGCUGCUGGUGCAGAGUCUGGAGGUCUAUCUGGAGAACCUGGAGGGUUCCUCUGAGGCCACGGGUUCUUCUCUGGUCUCCAUCCUGUCCACGCUGUUCACCAGCCUGGUCCUGAACAACGCCAUCCAGGAGGCUCUGAACUCCCUGGUCCAUCCUCUGAAGAUGUUCUACACCAGAGCAGCCGCCGAGCCGCCGCCGUUCUCCUCCCAGCUGCUGCAGAAGCUGGAGAAGCUUCUGGGCGACGUCCUCGGCUGCCUCCAGUCCAGAUCCACGUUGGCCUUCAACGACGAGCUCUUGGUGCUGCUCGCUCCUCUGCUCUGCGUUCUGUUUCCUCACAAGAACAAGCAGCUGAGGACCUCCGUCACACACUUCUGGAACUCUACCUUCGCCAACGCCGUCAGCCUCUCCUACCCCGAAGACCUCAGGACGAUCCUGAGCCACGUGAAGCAGAAAACUCCCAUCAUCCUCCCUGGCUUUGAGGUCCUCAACAUUCCUGAUGAGCUCAGUGGACAGUAUUCCAGUGAAGGUUCUCAGAUGGAGACUACUCUCAGUGGGAUUCCAGUUUCUUCUGUGGAGAAACGAGACUCUGUGAAGGACAGAAGCUCCAGAAAGUCCAAACCAGUUCCUACGAAGCUGGACUUCAGUUCUCCUAAACCUCCUCGCCGAGAGGUUUUAGAGGAAGAAGCCUCCAUCGACUUUGUCUUCAUUCCUCCUGAGACGAAGGAGAGAGUUCUGACGGAACACCAGAAGGAGGUGAAGAGGACGAAGAGAGUCGACAUUCCUGCCAUGUACAACAACCUGGAUGCUUCUCUGGACACCACGGCGUUCAGCCAGUUCACCCAGAGCCAGGAGGACUCCCAGGACAAGAUGACGACUGAACAGGCCGACAGAGAAACCAGAGAGGAUCCUCACAAGGCUCCUCAGGAAGACAUGGAAAACGAGGUCAAUGCAGAAGUUCUAACAAAAGACAAUCAGGCCUACGUCAGCCCCAAAGAUCCUGAGGACACAACGGAAAACCAGCAGCAGGAAGAGAUCCUCCCCGACUCUGCAGAUGUUUCUAUGGAGGACGAUGAUAAGGCCAAAGGAACGAGUCCCAACAUCUCUGCUUCUUCAGAUCUGGUCUCAGGAACUCCACAGAAACCCAACAGCCGCCGCCAGUCGUUCAUCACUCUGGAAAAGUACGCAGAAGGAAAAGCUGCCAGCCCGAGCAGCGUUUCCUCCUUCACAGGUCCUCUGGUAAAGACCUCCAGUCAGAGACCCUCCUCUAAGGAUUUCCAGACUUCCACUGGUUCAGACUCUCAGGAUUGCCAGACUAAAACAGGAAACUCGCAGAGUUCCGUCAACGAUGUCCCAGAGUCUCCACGAAGACCAAAGGAGUCCAGGACGAGAACCGAACCCGUGAAGCUGACUGAAAGACUUCCUAGUGACUCGACUGAAGAUGAGGACGUUAUCCCAGAUACUCAGACUGAAGUGGAGAGCACCAAAGUGACUUCAACAUCAGAGGAAGAAGUGAAACUUUCAAGCCCGGAAGAGGAAUCUGAAGCAGUGAUGGAUGAUUCUCAGUCUUCUCCUGACAAACCUAAACGGAGUCGAAGCUCCAGAGUACGACCUUCACUUACUGGAGAGAAUUCGGAAGAACAGGACGCAAAAGACAUUUCAAACAAAAAGAAACGCUCUCGAGAAACAUGUGUGACUGAAUCUCCACAGCUGCUACAAAGCCGACCGAACACGAGGAGUAAGCAAGCGGCCGAGGAGAGCAGUGGUAAAAUAAGAUUACGAAGACGACCUCAGCAGGACGAGAGCGAGUCGAGCCAAAGCAACUCUCAAGGUCAAGAAAACAAACGUAAGAAGAUCAGGCUGUUCAGUAGCUCAGAGGACUUCCUCGCUCAGCCUCAACGCAAACGGAGGAGCACCAGCGAGCAUUUGUCCAGCCAAACUGACGUACAGUCUCAAUCUGAUCUUGAAAGCCAGCUGCAAGGUCGGCGUGGUCGACGGAGCAAAGCAUCAACGGCAGAAGUGACCACAAAAGAUGACCGCAAGCUACAGGAAGACUCCCAGACAGUCGAGCUUGUCGGACAGACGGAAAAAGAUGGUGAUGAAACAAAAAAAGAUUCUCAACUCAUGUCUUUGCCUCAAGCAGAAGGCCAGUCCCAAGAGUCUGAAACUGCAGCAAAGACCGAAAAAGAUGGUGUUCAAAUGACGAAAGAUUCUCAAAUGCCUUUGCCUCAAGUUGAAGUCCAAUCCCAAGACUGUGGACCUGCAGAACAGACGGAAAAAGAAGAUGAACUGAAGAUGGACACUCAAAUGUCUUCACCUCAAGUUGAAGUCCAACCUCAAGACUCUGGACCUGCAGAACAGACGGAAAAAGACGAUGAACUGAAGAUGUACACUCAAAUGUCUUCACCUCAAGUUGAAGUCCAACCCCAAGUCUCUGGACCUGCAGAACAAAUGGAAAAAGAUGAUGAACUGAAGACGGACUCUCAAAUGCCGUUGCCUCAAGGUGAAGUCCAACCCCAAGACUUUGAACUUGAAGGACAGACCAAACACGACAAAGAACUAAAGAAGGAUUCUGAAAUGUCUUUGCCUCAAGCUGAAGUCCAAUCCCAAGAGUCUGAGCCUGAAGAAAAGACCACAAAUGAAGGAGGAGUUUCUCAGAUAGUCAUCUCUACUCCAGCGAAUGUCGAGUCCCAAGAAGGAACAAGCAAAAAGGAAAACAAGACAACAGAAGCCAUCGAUGACAACCUCAGUCAAGAGGACUCUCAGGUUAUCACACCGUCAUCCUCUGUCGGCCAAUCUAUACGUAGAUCCAGAAGACCGAAGGCUUCACCAGAGGCUGCAGAGGCCGAAGACCGAAGUGGAGCCAAGGAUUCAUUAAAAAAGCAGAGCAGAUCUUAUUCUCAGACCGAGGAUCCCGCCGGAGGUAGAAGGAGAAGGAGUAAGCUUCUUCAGCUGUCUUCUGGCUCGACCCCGGAGAGUUCUCGGUCUUUAGAUCUUUCUCAGUCAGAGUCCUCUCAAAGCAGAGGCAGAUAUUCAACACGAAGGUCCUCUCCAGCAGUAGUAGGUGGAGUGGAUUCCUCAGAGUCUGAAUCUUCUGAUGCCAGAGAAGUUUCCCUCGUCCCCAAAAGGAGAGGGAGGAAACCUCGAGCCUCGCUGCCAAGUCCUCUUGCUGUUGAAUCCAAGGACAGAACUGAACAGGUGGAUUCUUCUCAAACAGGAGAGAGUCAAAGCACAGAAGCAAAAACUGAUUCAGUGGAACCAUCAGAAGCACAAGAUCUGCUGCAGGUUGGAGGUAAUGUCGAAGAGGAAAGUAAGGAAGAGUCACCGAUGGAGGUGGAGGACGAAAUGACAAAGAAAACCUACAGUGACGAUGCUUCUGUGAAAGAAGACGACGCUAAAGAUGUGGAAACGCUUGAAUCUGCUGGGAUCAGUAAUGAACAGACUCAGGAAAUGUUUUCUGCUGAGACCCUGAAGCCUUCAGAGGAAAAACCCAAAGAAGUGUCUGAAACUGGGGAUUCAGAUCUGGACCACCAGGAUCAUCCAGCAGCAGCUGAAGAUUCACAAAAAGAAUCAGAGCGUCCACAUGUCACAGAUGAGGUUUCAGACCAGCAAACCGAACCCACCGCCGAGGACAAACCUGCACCUCUAAUCAACGGGGAUGGAGAAACCCAGAUUGUGGAGCCUCAGCAUGAAGAGAAAACUCAGGCUGAGGAAGCGGCAGAUCCGGAUGGCGCUCUAGCUGACGAUGUAUUUGCAGAAUCUACGAGCAAAGACAUUUUCCAGGAUUCUCCAGUGAAGCAGAAGGACUUGGAGGCCGUGAUGGAACCCGGUUUGGGUCAAAGUCCCAGCAGUGGCAGAACCAGAGGAACAUGGUCUCCUUCAGUUUCACCCUCCACCAGCAUCCUGAAGAAAGGCCAGAAGAGGCCGCUGCAGGACGAGACGCCAUCGCCUCUUGUUAAGUCCAGACGCGUCUCUUUUGCUAAUCCGAUCCAGCAGCAGGAAACGGCGGACGACAUCGACCGUCGCAGUCCGGCCGUCAGAACCAGCUCCCCCAGGAGGUCCAAAGGCAGCAACGUCCCUCAACCCAAGCUCGUCACAACUCCAACAAAAGGUUUGCUGAUCCUGAGUCCCAGAAAUCUUCACAGUCCGGGUCACAAGAGCUCCAAGAAAAGUCUGAUUUCGGAGCUGAGUCAGGAGCCUCGGCCGGUCUCCAGGGAUUGCAUCUACCCGGCUCUGGUCGGCUGCUCCACGCCGGUGGAAGCUGUGCUGCCUCAGAUCUCCUCCAACAUGUGGUCUCGGGGUUUCGGGCAGCUCGUUCGAGCCAGAAACAUCAAAACGGUCGGAGACCUCAGUGCUCUGACUCCCGGUGAGAUCAAGACUCUGCCGAUUCGAUCCCCGAAGAUCUCCAACGUCAGGAAGGCUCUGAAAGUCUACGAACAGCAGCGUAAAGGACGAGGUGGAGACGACCUAAAGAGCUUCGAUGAAACCGAGAUGAUGACGUCUGAACUGGAGGAAACUGGAGCUGCUUCCAACGACGACGAUAAAACAUCAGCAGAGACUCUGGCCACAGAGCUUCUAGAUGAAUCGGCCUCUGCAGCCGAUCAGGACAUCUCAGGAAACCAAACGCCUGAAGUCCUGGACGGAGACCAGAGACCUGAAGACCAGAGACCAGAAGACCUUCUGCUGCCGUCUGACGUGGAGCUUCUGUCCUGCAGGAUGUCUCCGUCAGAACUGGGGCGCUGCUCGGCCCAGCAGCUGGUCCAGAUCCACGACCAGCUGGGAGACAUGAUGAGGAGAGUGGUGGUGGAGCUGCAGACCAGAGUCCAGCAGACGGACGACCAGCACUGAUCCUGGACCAGAACCUCCAGGCCUUUACCCCGACCUCAUCCUCAAAGACUCGACAAGGACUGUCUGGUUUUCCCUGUCUGGACGUUUCUCAGCUUGUUUUUCCUUCUUGCUGAAAGUAUUUUUCCUAAACGCUAGCGGAGCAUUCUGUUGGUGUGUAGCUCCAGCUGUCGGUAGUUUCUGCGAAUUUUAAGAAAAGGGAAGAAGCACAGUUUCACUUUGACGCUGUGGUUCUCUGAUUUUCCUGCAGGACUGAAUUGUAAAUAUGCUAGUCUCUCUUUUUAGACCGUUUACAUUCAUCUUGUACAUUUUGUAGCAUUUCUUAGUUUCUCCGCCUUUUUAAGGUCUUAAUGAAUUUCUGUCAUCAUGAACCUUUGUUUACUUUAGAUUGUAGUCGCACUUCAGUGUUUAUUUGUGGUUUUAAGUACUUCAAUAAAAGACCAACCUGAUGGUGGUUUUUAAAGAGC
Amphiprion ocellaris (clown anemonefish) is the source of this 7950-nucleotide messenger RNA. It is a transcript of the gene rif1, whose product is annotated as replication timing regulatory factor 1. The transcript is spliced from 35 exons. Gene Ontology annotation, biological process: telomere maintenance. The record is from RefSeq and is a predicted model, not a curated record. Lineage: Eukaryota; Metazoa; Chordata; Actinopteri; Pomacentridae. Gene Ontology annotation, cellular component: nucleus. The coding region runs from base 221 to 7486 and encodes 2421 amino acids.